Knipowitschia caucasica is the source of this 987-nucleotide messenger RNA. The record is from the annotation of a GenBank genome assembly. NCBI's taxonomy places the organism in Eukaryota, Metazoa, Chordata, Actinopteri, Gobiiformes, Gobiidae.
AUGGAGCGGCUCAUCCUCACCCAUCUCCGCUCCGUGGUCAGCCCCACCCUGGACCCGCUGCAGUUCGCCUACAGACCCAACAUCGGAGUAGAGGACGCCGUCAUCUACUUCCUGCAGCGGACGCUCUCCCACCUGGAGCCCGCCGGGAGCGCUGAGUACAGCUGGUUCCCCUCUGCUCCUCUGGGACUCUCUGGACUCACACGCUGCAGAAGCCGCGGUCCUGGAUGUGUUGCUGGUUUGCGGGUCUUCGGUUCUACAAUGACCAGUGGGGUUCCGGGCUCAAACUUCCUCCUGGUGCCGAUCCCAGAGUACCCACUGCUAGACUGUGUUCCCAACCGGACCGUGAAACUUGUGGUGCUGGGGGCCAGCGGCGUCGGCAAAACCGCCCUGAUCGUCCGCUUCCUGACCAAACGCUUCAUCGGAGACUACGAGCCCAACACGGGGGCGCUGUACUCCAGGACUUUGGAUUCUGAGGACUUGUCUCUUCAGAUCCAGGACACGCCGUGUGUCUCUCUGCAGGACGACGAAGGCCUUUACUGCCAGGAGCAGAUCAACAGGUCUAUUUACUGGGCGGAUGGAUACGUGCUGGUGUUCUCCAUCACAGACCUGCGCAGCUUCCACACGGUGCAGCCGCUUUACCAACACGUGCGGCGCAUCCACCCGACCGGAAACAUCCCGGUGAUUCUGGUGGGGAAUAAGAGUGACCUGCUGAGAGCGCGGCAGGUUCCAUCUCAUCAGGGAGAGACGCUCGCCACAACACUGGGGGGCGUGUACUUUGAGGCGUCGGCCAGAGAAAACCAUGUGAGCGUCCACGGCGCCUUCCUGCACCUGUGCCAUGAGGUGAUCCGCUCGUUCGGUUCUGCUAACGGGGAAAAGCGGCGCGGCGGACUCCACUUAGCACGACCCAAGUCUCCGAACAUGCAGGAGCUGAAGAGGAGGUUCAGGCAAGUGCUGUCGUCCAGGUCCAAGUCUGGGCCCACGCUGUGA